GUGCUCGCGGGUUGCUGCGGUGUAAAGAUGGCUGUGCGGAUCAGACCCGCUGUGAGCUGCGCUCCGCUCGCGCUUUCUGCGUCCCGCUGACGUCCCGGCGCGCGCGGAGUCCGGUAACGGGUUUAACGGCCGAGGCUCACGGUCGCUGCGGGUUUUCCCCGGUACUGUCGGGCUGCUGAAUUCCCGUGGGCUGUUUCUCGGAGCGUUGCUCGCCCUGCGCGCUGGUUAGCAGGCUGGCUAACCCCACAGGUGUAAAUAUUAGCUGGCUAAGCUAAGCUAAGCUAGUUAGUACCUAGCCCGCUGGCUGGCGGCUGUUCCCCCGGAGCUCGCCGGCCGCGCGGCCCGCUGUCAUGGCCACCAUGGAGAAGCUGAUGAAGGCCUUCGAAUCGCUGAAGUCGUUCCAGCAGCAGCAGGGCCCGCUGUCAGCCGAGGAGCUCGUCCAGAAACAGAAAAAAGAUCUAGCCACGACCAAAAAGGACAGAGUGACUCAUUGUUUGACGAUAUGCGAGAACAUCGUAGCACAAUCUCUGAGGACUUCUCCAGAGUUCCAGAAACUUCUGGGCAUCGCAAUGGAAAUGUUCCUGCUGUGCAGCGACGAUAAGGAGUCCGAUGUCAGGAUGGUAGCAGAUGAGUGCCUGAACAAAAUUAUUAAAGCAUUAAUGGAUUCAAACUUGCCUAGACUGCAGCUUGAGCUGUACAAAGAGAUUAAAAAGAAUGGUGCCUCUCGGAGUUUGCGGGCAGCCCUGUGGAGGUUUGCAGAACUCGCUCAUCUAGUGCGUCCACAGAAAUGCAGGCCGUACCUGGUGAAUCUUUUACCAUGCUUGACCCGGAUCACUAAGCGCCAGGAGGAGACGGUACAGGAGACACUGGCCGCCUCAAUGCCCAAAAUUAUGGCAGCACUCGGACACUUCGCUAAUGAUGGGGAGAUCAAGGUGCUUCUGAAAGCCUUUGUGGCAAAUCUGAAGUCCAGCUCUCCCACUAUCCGGCGCACAGCGGCCAGCUCUGCUGUCAGCGUGUGUCAGCAUUCGCGUAGGACAAACUAUUUCUACACUUGGCUCCUCAACGUGCUGCUAGGUCUCGUGGUUCCAGUGGAUGAGGAGCACUCCAGCCACCUUAUUCUGGGUGUGUUACUGACACUGCGCUACUUGAUGCCCCUUCUGCAGCAGCAGGAUGCGAGCACCAGCCUGAAGGGCAGCUUUGGUGUCAUGCGAAAAGAGGCAGAAAUCUCCCCGACACCUGAACAGCUUAUACAGGUGUACGAGCUGACGCUACACUACACACAGCACCAUGACCAUAACGUGGUGACUGCUUCUCUAGAGCUUCUGCAGCAGCUGUUCCGUACACCUUCUCCUGAGCUCCUCCACACACUCAUAACUCCCGGGAGCAUCGCAUGCACCAGUGUCUUCAGAGAGGAAACGUUAAGCCGCACUCGAAGUGGAAGCAUCGUUGAGCUUAUUGCUGGAGGGUCAACAUCCAGUCCUCUCAUCCUCAGAAAGCAGAAAGGGAAGAUUCUGUCAGGGGAAGAAGAAGGUCUGGAGGAUGACCCGGAGAGGGCAGAGGUCACCACAGGGUCUUUUUCAGCCUCUGUGGGUGGAGAAAGCUCCAGCGAUGCCCCCUCCUCCUCUGGUGUGUCCUCCCUCGGUCCGGCUGACAUCAUCACCGAGCAGCCACGUUCUUCCCAGCGUACUCUGCAGCCGGGCGAUUCAGUGGACCUGAGCGCGUCCACGGAACAGGGUGGUGGGCCUGACACCCCAGAUGAGGAAGACGAGGAGGACAUGUUGAGCCGCAGUUCAAGCGGCACUGCCGGAGCCAUCGGCGCCUCCGGUGACCUGGUCACCGAGUCCAAUCCGGCUUCAGCGCGGCCGACAUUGUCCUCGCCACCCAGCGACAGCUCCCAGACCACCACGGAGGGGCCGGACUCCGCCGUGACGCCCUCGGACUGCGCCGAGCUCGUAAGUGUCCCCGGCACUGGCAGGCGUAACCGGAGCCAUUCACCGCCCUCCCCAACUCUCACCGAGGGCCCGGACACUCCCUCCCACUCUGACAGCGAGGCCUCUUCAUCCUUCAGGCCCUCCUCCUCCUCUUCCUCCUCCUCUUCCAUAUCUUCUUCUUCUUCCACCUGUUCUGCCGUCUCCUACGCUAGCAGUAGUGACAAGGUGUUGGAUGGCAGUGAGAGUCAGUACUCAGGGAUGCAGAUUGGCACUCUGCAGGAAGAGGAAGACGAGGGAGUGGCUGGAGCUCCUGGUGAAGCUCUGGAGUCUUUCUCUGGGUCUGUGCUGGCACUGAGUAAGCCUCACCUGCUGGAGGGAAAAGGUCACAACAGACAAGCUUCCGACAGCAGCGUGGAUCGCUUUAUACCAAAGGAUGAGGUUCUGGAGCCUCCAGACCUCGAUAAUAAGCCGUCUAGGAUUAAAGGAGAGAUUGGCCACUAUACUGACCCAGCGGAGACACCCCUGAUCCACUGUGUCCGGCUGUUGUCUGCUUCCUUUCUGCUCACCGGCCACAGAAAUGGGCUGGUUCCUGAUAAAGAGGUGCGUGUGAGCGUGAAGGCCUUAGCUGUUAGUUGUGUAGGAGCAGCGGCAGCUCAUCUCCCUGAAGCUUUUUUUAAUAAACUCUACCUGGAGCCUCUAGACGGACAACAGCCAGAUGAGCAACAGUACAUCAGAGACGUCCUGCACUACAUCGAGCACGGGGACCCUCAGAUCAGAGGAGCUACAGCCAUACUCUGUGGAGCUUUGAUCCAGGCCAUUCUGCUCAAGACUCGCUUCAGCAUCGAGCCGUGGCUCUCCAGCAUCCACAGCAUGACUGGAAACCCUUUGUCUCUGGAGGACUUUGUGCCCUUGCUGCAGCGUAGUCUGAAGGAUGAGUCCUCUGUGACAUGCAAGAUGGCCUGCUCAGCUGUGAGGCAUUGUAUCAUGGCUCUGUGCAGCAGCAGCCUCAGUGAAUUGGGUCUGCAGCUCAUUAUCAACCUCCUAACCCUGAAGGAUUGCUCCUACUGGCUGGUCCGUACUGAGCUUUUGGAAACCCUGGCUGAGGUGGACUUUCGGCUAGUCUGUUUUCUGGAGGGGAAAACUGAGAAGCUGCACAAAGGAGAACAUCACUACACUAAGUUGUUGCGUCUGCAGGACAGAGUAAUACAUGAUGUAGUGCUUUACCUGUUGGGAGAUGAUGACCCGCGAGUUCGACAUGUUGCCGCUUCUACCAUUAGCAGACUCGUGUCCAGGUUGUUUUAUGCCUGUGACCAGGCUCAGGCUGAUCCAGUGGUGGCUAUCGCUCGGGACCAGAGCAGUGUGUACUUGCAGCUUCUAAUGCAUGAGACCCAGCCUCCCUCCCAGUUUACUGUCAGCACAAUCACGAGGACAUAUCGAGGUUACAAUCUGUCACAGAGUGUGUCGGACAUUACUGUGGAGAACAACCUGUCUCGGGUCAUCACUACGAUUUCUCAUGCUCUUACCUCUUCCACUUCCAAAGCUCUGACUUUUGGUUGCUGUGAGGCCCUGUGUCUACUGUCCUCCACUUUCCCAGUGUGCACCUGGAGCACAGGAUGGCACUGUGGCUUUGUCAGCUCCCCAGUAUUCCACUCCAACCGCUCCAGCCAGUACCGCGGUCGUGGACGGUCUUUUAGUCUGUCUCAGUCCCAGUCUGGCAGCAGUGAGGAAAGCCGCAGGACACUGACUGUGGGCGUGACCAGCAUGGUGCUGUCGCUGCUCUCUUCGGCCUGGUUCCCACUGGACCUUUCUGCCCAUCAGGACGCCUUGAUACUGUCUGGAAACCUACUUGCUGCUGCUGCUCCAAAGUGCAUGAAGAGUCCUUGGUCUGGUGACGAGGAGUCCAGCUCAGCUCCAUCUAAACAGGAGGAGCCCUGGCCUGCACUCAGUGAUCGCUGCUUGGUCGCUAUGGUGGAACAGCUGUUUUCUCACCUACUGAAGAUUCUCAACAUCUGUGCACAUGUGCUGGAUGACACUUCCCCGGGUCCUGCUGUCAAAGCUUCUUUGCCCUCUUUGGCCAACACACCAUCUUUGAGUCCAAUCAGGCGGAAGGGCAAAGAGAAGGAAGCCUCUGAACCCAGCACCACACCCAUGAGCCCAAAGAAAGGAGGAGAGACCAAUACAGGCAGACAAGCAGACAGCACGGGCACUGCUCCAGUGAACAAGUCCACCUCAAUGGGCAGCUUCUACCAUCUGCCUCCGUACCUGAAGCUGUAUGAUGUGCUUAAAGCCACUCAUGCCAACUAUAAAGUCACACUGGACCUUCACAACAGCAAUGAAAAGUUUGGUGGCUUCCUGCGUUCAGCCCUUGAUGUUCUAUGUCAGCUGCUGGAGCUGGCCACUCUGCACGACAUUGGCAAAUGUGUGGAGGAAAUCCUGGGCUACCUUAAGUCCUGUUUUUCACGGGAACCCACACUGUCCACAGUGUGUGUCCAACAGCUGCUGAAGACCCUAUUUGGGACCAACCUGGCCUCCCAAUAUGAUGGAACCAGCUCCCAUCAGUGUCGGUCUCAGGGUAAGGCCCUACGCCUGGGUUCCUCCAGCCUGAGACCAGGUCUCUACCACUACUGCUUCAUGGCACCUUACACACACUUUACACAGGCUCUCGCAGAUGCCAGUUUAAGGAACAUGGUGCAAGCUGAACAAGAGCAAGAUGCUUCAGGGUGGUUUGAUGUAAUGCAGAAAGUGUCCAAUCAGCUGAGGUCAAGUAUUACCAAUGUAACACGCCAUCGAGGAGACAAGAAUGCUAUCCACAACCACAUCCGUCUGUUCGAGCCUCUGGUGAUUAAAGCACUGAAGCAGUACACCACCAGCACCUCUGUGGCCCUUCAGAGGCAAGUGCUGGACCUGCUCGCCCAGCUGGUUCAGCUCCGAGUCAACUACUGCUUGCUUGAUUCAGACCAGGUCUUCAUUGGCUUUGUGCUGAAACAGUUUGAGUACAUUGAGGUGGGGCAGUUCAGGGAUUCCAAGGCAAUCAUUCCCAAUAUUUUCUUCUUCCUGGUUCUGUUGUCGUACGAGCGGUAUCACUCCAAACAGAUCAUCAGCAUUCCAAAGAUUAUUCAGCUCUGUGACGGCAUCAUGGCUAGUGGCAGAAAAGCAGUUACCCAUGCAAUACCUGCACUACAGCCUAUCGUGCAUGAUCUUUUUGUGCUUCGGGGCUCCAAUAAGGCUGAUGCAGGCAAAGAGCUGGAGACCCAGAAAGAGGUGGUGGUGUCUAUGCUCCUGCGACUUAUACAGCAUCACCAGGUCUUGGAGAUGUUUAUCCUGGUGCUGCAGCAGUGUCACAAAGAGAAUGAAGAUAAAUGGAAGAGGCUUUCACGACAGAUUGCUGAUAUCAUUUUGCCCAUGAUUGGGAAACAGCAGAUGCACCUGGAUUCCCCUGAAGCAUUGGGAGUACUGAACACACUGUUUGAGACUGUAGCUCCAUCUUCCCUGAGACCAGUGGACAUGCUGCUGAAGAGCAUGUUUGUCACGCCUUCUACAAUGGCAUCUGUUGGCACAGUUCAGCUGUGGGUCUCUGGGAUUCUGGCGAUUCUUCGCGUGCUGAUUUCACAGUCUACAGAGGACAUCAUUCUGUCCCGUGUUCAGGAGCUCUCUCUGUCUCCAUACCUUCUGUCCUGCUCCACCAUCCGCCAACUUCACAGUGAUGAUCCCACAACCUCUCCUGCCCCUCCCAGUGCUGCGUUAGAGACUAGUGGAGAACCACAGUGCUUCCCACCAGAAGAGACAUUUGCCAGGUUCCUCUUGCAGUUGGUUGGAGUGUUGUUGGAUGAUAUCUCUAGUAAGCAGGUGAAAGUUGAUAUGACUGAACAGCAGCACACUUUCUACUGCCAGCAGUUAGGCACUCUCCUCAUGUGUCUCAUCCACAUCUUCAAAUCAGGAAUGUUCCGCCGCAUCACGGCUGCAGGCAGCCGUCUGCUGAAGGCGGAGGGGGGUGAGGGGAAUAGUUUCUACCCUCUGGAGGGGCUUAACGGCCUGGUGCUGCAGCUCAUUACCACACACCCCUCCCUGGUGCUGCUCUGGUGCCAGGUGUUACUCAUAAUCAACUACACGAACUACACAUGGUGGUCUGAAGUGCACCAAACACCCAGGAGGCACAGCCUGUCUAGCACCAAGCUGCUUAGUCCUCACUCAUCUGGAGAGGGAGAGAUGGAGAGGCCGGAGGGGAAGCUGGCCAUGUGCAACAGAGAGAUUGUUCGCAGAGGAGCACUCAUCCUUUUCUGUGACUAUGUGUGUCAGAACCUUCAUGAUUCAGAGCAUCUGACCUGGUUGACAGUGAAUCAUGUGAGAGAUCUGAUCAGUCUGUCCCAUGAGCCGCCGGUGCAAGACUUCAUUAGUGCAGUGCACCGCAACUCUGCGGCCAGCGGGCUUUUCAUCCAGGCCAUCCAGUCCCGCUGUGACAAUCUCACGACACCGGUGAUGCUGAAGAAGACUCUUCAGUGUCUGGAGGGGAUUCACUUGAGUCAGUCUGGAGCGCUCCUAAUGCUUUACGUGGACAAGUUGCUGAACACACCCUUCCGUGUGCUGGCUCGCAUGGUGGACACGCUAGCUUGUAGGCGUGUGGAGAUGCUGCUCGCUGAGACUUUACAGAAUAGUAUAGCUCAGCUUCCAGUGGAGGAGCUGGACAGGAUCCAAGAGUACCUCCAGACGAGUGGCCUAGCUCAGAGGCAUCAGAGGUUCUACUCCCUGCUGGACAGGUUCCGAAUCACUGUUGCUGAAGAAACCACAAGCCCCUCUCCUCCCAUUACCUCACACCCACUGGAUGGGGACCCACCCCCACCCCCUGAGAGUGUUGUAGCCAGUAAGGAGUGGUACGCUGCUCUGGUGAAAUCCCAGUGUUGUUUGAGAGGUGAAGGAGCUCUAUAUGAGACCACAGACCUGCUAACCAAACUACCCCAGGCUGACCUAAAUGCCAUCAUGUCCUGCAAGGACUUUAACCCGUGUCUGUUGGCUCCAUGUUUGAGUGUUGGCCUGCAGAGACUGCGCAGAGAUCAAGGGGCAGUUCUUUUUGAGACCUCCCUCCAUGUGAUCUUUGAAGAGUUGACUAGCAUCACAGCUCUCCUCCCCUCCCCUCAUCAGCCUCUUCUACACUCCUCCCAACCCAGUAUAGACUCCUCCUACUGGAAUGCACUCAGCAGUGUAUAUGGAGAGCCUGGGUUUUAUCAGACAGUGCUGAGUGUGUGUGCAGCAUUGAGUCAGUACCUGCUGGCUCUGCCAAAACUGCCCACUGCUCUGCAGAUUCCUCCUGCUGCAGAGCACCUCAUCACCUCCUUCAGCACCAUCGCCAUAGAGCUUGUGGCAUGGCGUUUGCUGCAGGACCGGCUACCUCUCAGUGUGGAUGUGCAGAUCAGUCUGUCCUGCCUCUGUCUGGCCCUACAGCAGCCCGCAGUCUGGACACACUUUGCCUCUCGUGCCUACCUCACUCACACCUGCUCCAUUAUCCACUGCAUCCAGCUGCUCAUUUACUCAGUCGCUGUUGGUCCUGGUGACCAACUUGUGAAGCCAGAGAAGAAAUCACACUCAGACUCUGAGGAGGACCAGGUGGACUCCGCACCAGACAAUGUGUGUGAGCAGCAGUGUUGUGAGAUCAUGGCUGAGCUGGUGGAAAGCCUGCAGAGUGUUCUUUCUCUUGGUCACCAUAGAAACAGCAAUAUCCCAGCAUUCCUCACUCCAACCCUUCGUAAUGUCAUAAUCAGCCUGGCCAGACUCCCUCUGGUCAACAGCUAUACACGUAUCCCACCACUGGUCUGGAAGUUGGGCUGGUCCCCCAGACGUGGUGGGGAGUUUGGGACAUCACUACCUGAGAUUCCUGUUGAGUUCCUCCAGGAGAAAGAUGUCUUCAGAGAAUUCCUCUACCGCAUCAACACGUUAGGUUGGAGCAGUAGGACCCAGUUUGAGGAGACGUGGGCCACUCUAUUGGGGGUGCUGGUCACCCAGCCAAUAACUAUGGACCAAGAGGAGGAGACCCAGCAAGAGCAGGAGGAUCUUGAGAGGACUCAGAUAAACGUUCUGGCCGUACAGGCAAUCACCUCUCUGGUGCUGAGCGCCAUGACUUUGCCUGCAGCCGGGAACCCUGCAGUCAGCUGCCCGGAGCAGCAGCCACGCAACAAGAGCCUCAAAGCUCUCGACACCAGAUUCGGGCGAAAGCUGAGUGUGAUCAGAGGUGUGGUGGAGAGAGAGAUUCAGGCCAUGGUGUCCAAAAGAGACAACAUAGCCACACAUUUUCCCUACCAAGCUUGGGACCCAGUACCGUCUCUGUCCUCUUCGUCUGCAGGCACUCUAAUCAGCCAUGAGAAGCUCCUCCUGCAGAUCAACACAGAAAGAGAAAUGGGCAACAUGGACUAUAAACUAGGCCAGGUGUCCAUUCACUCUGUGUGGUUGGGAAACAACAUCACUCCUCUGAGGGAGGAAGAAUGGGGUGAGGAUGAGGAAGAUGAAACAGAUGCUCCAGCACCAACCUCUCCACCAACAUCCCCCAUUAACUCUAGGAAACACCGAGCUGGAGUAGACAUCCAUUCCUGCUCCCAGUUCCUCCUGGAGCUCUAUAGCCAGUGGAUCCUCCCUGGCAGUCCUAGCAAUAGAAAAACUCCAGUGGUGCUGAUCAGUGAGGUGGUGCGAUCGAUGUUGGCCGUGUCGGAUCUGUUUACGGAGAGGAAUCAGUUCGAUAUGAUGUUCUCCACUCUGAUGGAACUACAGAAGGUCCACCCACCAGAGGAUGAGAUUCUCAACCAGUACCUUGUACCUGCUAUCUGCAAAGCAGCUGCUGUGCUGGGCAUGGAUAAAGUGACAGCAGAGCCUGUGUGUCGGCUGCUGGAGACGACGCUCCGGAGCACUCAUUUACCCAGUCGAAUAGGAGCACUGCAUGGAGUUCUGUAUGUGCUGGAGUGUGAUCUACUGGAUGACACUGCACGCCAACUCAUACCAGCCGUCAGUGAAUAUGUGCUGUCUAAUCUUCGGGCCAUUGCCCACUGUGUGAACCUGCAUAAUCAGCAGCAUGUCUUGGUGAUGUGUGCUGUGGCGUUCUACAUGAUGGAGAACUACCCACUGGACGUAGGGUCAGAGUUCAAUGCAGGGGUCAUUCAGCUGUGUGGUGUGAUGCUCUCUGCCAGUGAGGAGGCCACUCCAUCAGUGAUCUACCACUGUGCACUGCGUGGUCUGGAGCGGCUGCUUCUGUCUGAGCAGCUGUCCCGCGUGGACGCCGAGGCGCUGGUGAAGCUGAGCGUGGAGCGCGUGAACAUGCCAAGCCCUCACCGCGCCAUGGCCGCCCUGGGUCUCAUGCUCACCUGCAUGUACACAGGUGUGCCUGAAGAGGAAGGAAAGGAGAAAGGAAGUCCAGGUCGUCCAGGUGACACAGAUCCUGCGGCUCCUGACAGCGAGUCGGUUAUUGUUGCCAUGGAACGUGUUUCAGUUCUCUUUGACAGGAUCCGUAAAGGUUUUCCAUGCGAGGCUCGGGUGGUCUCUCGCAUCCUUCCACAGUUCCUGGAUGACUUUUUCCCACCACAGGAUGUCAUGAACAAAGUCAUUGGAGAGUUCCUGUCAAAUCAGCAGCCUUACCCGCAGUUCAUGGCUACAGUGGUUUAUAAGGUGUUCCAGACACUUCAUGCUACUGGCCAGUCCUCCAUGGUGCGAGACUGGGUUCUACUCUCCCUUUCCAACUUCACACAGAGAACACCGGUUGCCAUGGCAAUGUGGAGCUUGUCCUGCUUCUUCGUUAGUGCCUCCACCAGCCAGUGGAUCUCUGCACUCCUCCCUCACGUGAUCAGUCGCAUGGGCAAGUCCGACACUGUGGACGUUAGCCUGUUCUGCCUGGUAGCCAUGGACUUCUACCGGCAUCAGAUCGAUGAGGAGUUGGAUCGGAGGUCCUUCCAGUCUGUGUUUGAGAUGGUGGCAUCACCUGGUAGCCCUUACCACCAGCUGCUCUGCUGCCUGCAGAGCAUCCACCAGGACACGUCACUCUGAGACACAACCUAAUACUGUAAUUCUACCAAGACCAACACGACGAGACACUAGGUUAGAUCUCAAUGAGACACAGAAUAAUAGUUCAGCCAUGGUGAUCACUUCAGACUGACCAUAAUACAGAGCUCAUACAGGUCACAGUACUCUUAAAGGCCCUGUUUUGAGAUGGGACGUUAUUGUACCAGGAGUUGGAUAUGGGAGCCUAAACAGUUUCAGUGGUUGAGGGGGAUUUCAUACAGUCCUUAUGUCCAUACUUUAGAUUAUAUAUAAUAUUACUUGAAGAAAACUGGAAACGCCAGCUUUAGAAACUGCUACCAGGGCACAUCACUUAACCUCCAGAUUUAGAGCUCCUUACUUUUAACAUUCUCACUUGAUUAAUUAUCCCACAACAGAAUAAAUAAAACAAGUCAGCAAACAGAUGGACCGCCCCACCAAACAUUGUCAUAUCUACAGUACUAGUAAACAUAUUUUGUGAAAGUGGUUUACUGUUUAAAAUGUUUACUGUUCCACUCGGAACGAGGGCACGUGUGCACGCAGGUUGGAUGUAUGUGGCUUUCAACCUUCUCCCUGUAAACCUGCCUCUUUCCCUUCUCCCCAGAAUCAAAAGACUUUUCCCUUCCUGCUCCUAAAUCAUUCCUUUUGCACAAACAAUGCAUUAGUUUGCCCUGUCUGAUUUUUUUUUUUAAGCACUUGGGGGAUAUUGGAGACAUUUAAAUAAGAACUAUAUAAUAAUGUAAGUGUAAUUCUCCCUUGUCUCCUGUCUGAAGGAGCUGCUUAAGCCAUGCUGAAAAUGAAAUGAAAUUAUUUCCAUGUAUUUAAAAUAAUAUAAAAUGUGCUAGAUGAUUGUUUGUUGUAUUGGUGCAGAUGAUUUGGCUGGUUUGGCUGGCACAAAGUUUACUAUUUUCCAGUCUUUUUUGUAGUUUUUAUGUUGAAUUAUUAUUAUUUUAAAAAAUUAUAAAUAUAAGAUAGUAGCUCCUCAGUUCUAAGAAAUUAUGUUAAACCCUUCAAGAAAAAAUUGAAAUAGCCAUAGUACUCGUUAUUUUUUUUUUUUUUUAGACUGUAUAGUGAAAUAUCAAAAUUGGUACAUCAAAACCAAAAAGUUUUUAUAUGUACUGGUACAGCUACACGUUCUUGACACAUUCUUUGUCAAUUUGAUUACUGAUCACUAUUUGAUUAAUUUGUUUUAUUGCUCAGAAUGUGACGUGAUUAUUGAUGUGGUGUCACAACAUGGAACAUUUUUUUUUUUUUUUUGUCUUUUGUUCAUUGUUGAGUUUUGACUCGUUUGAAAUCAUGUUAAAGAAAAGGAAAUCAUAUGUGUUAAACUGGUCAACGCUAAACUGCUGUGGUGCACGAGGCAACUAAAGGAAAAAAAAUAAGAUAAGAGCGAGCUAGACCACAGAUAUACUGAAUGUGUGCGAUCAACUACUGCUGCCCGUCUGUGAAAUAAUAUACAGAUAUACACACAAUGUGUGUAAGCCACUAAAGCCCUGAAUUAGUCUAAAUCUCAAUCUGACCAACUGACAGCUAACAGUUCUGCUUUAUUCACUCUUCAGAGGCCUGGAAUGAACAACCACGCUGUGUUUGCUUUGAUGGCAGAGCAGAGGCGGCGUCACUUCACUGUAAAUAGAAGCCUUAUAUAGAAGUCAACAACCUGGCAGCAUCCUGUAUAUUUAGCCUGCUGCAUGCCGUUGUCUGCUUUCAAUAUUAAAUCGAUAUUUUUCAUGUGAUGAUUAUGAUGUUCAAAUACAGUGGAGUUAAUGGGGCCCACCUUUUUAUCGGUCGGCAGUUUGAAGUGUCUGAAGUACAGGCUGUGUAAUAAUGAACUCGGAACAAAUCUGAUAAAUCUGACUGACUGAGAAUGGCAGGUUGUGUUUUUUUUAGGUACCCCUGGCAUGUUUCUCUCUAUCUCUCUAUCAUGGCAACAACAAAGUUUGUCGGUCUUGUUCCAUUACAGUCAUAGCUUUAGGUCUGUUGAAUAUGAACUAACUAAAUAUCCAGUGCUGUCUGCGUUGUUUUAGUGGUAUAAUGACUCAGAGCUAUCCAGCCUUUGACAUUUUCACAGUUGAAGUGUACCCUUGUAUAGAAACACACACACACACACUCGCUCAGUGUUUUCUUCUUCCACACACAGAGGUUUCUUAACUGUAACCAAGGACUUUUGGCCUGAGUGCCGCUCCAGAUUCUGCAUUGACACAAUAAACUUUUAACUCCUGUGUCGUUUGGUAGCUGCUUUUAAGACCAUCUGUUGUUCAGAAACUCGAGGGACUGAAUAAAACUCAAGCGAGGCAAAGCUGGAACCACAGACAAUAAGCAGCUUGCCUUUAUCUAUGGGUUAAAAUCAGUACUUUGUCGUGUAUUGGCAAGAACUUGGUGAUACGUAUCAUAAUGUAAUAUGUUGCAAUAUAUUGCAAGACUGUAAGAUGAGAUAUUGCGAUUGUUUAAAUAAAAUUUUAGGGGGAAAAAACACACCAUCAUAUUUAUAAAAUUAAGUAAAAAUAAAGUUUACUAUUUAUCCAAUCAGAUGUACAGUACAACUCUGCCCUCUAGUGGUCGAGUUUUAAACACAACACAAAAUGAACCACUGACAUAAAUCUUUACAUGUGCACAGGAUUGCAAAAUAUUGCAAAUUUCUUUCAUUUGCAAAAAAAAAACAAAAGGUUCCAUGAAAUUUCAAGAAUUAAUGAGUAACUCUUGUAUAAGUGCAAUGUUAGGCUGACGCUUCCUUUUCACCAUUCACAAAAAUUCUAAAUUUUUGUGAUUUUCUCAAAACAAAAAAGGAUAUGCUUUUUGUCCACAGUUUUCCUUUCCCUUUCUCCACCCCCUACCUGUAUCCUCCUCCAUCACCAAAACCUUUUCCAAAGCUUACGUUUGCCAUGUAAUUCCAUCAUAACUAGAGAUCUAGAGUCAGUCAGUCAGUGUAGGGAAGACAGUUGGAAAAAUAACCAAUGACUGAUGCACUAAGAUCUAUCAGUGUGUCCGGGUCUGGGUGGGCAGGUUGGUGGGCGUGUAAGUAAAUUGUGUGUACUCAGUUCUAAACUGCAGUGAGGGAAGCUGUGAGAGUCUCGCACUGGAGCCUCCCGAACGACAGUUGUUUCUGUGUUAUAAGUAUUCCAACUCACUUCUUCAAGCUCAACGCAGUCGAUUAAAGACAAAGUCGAUGUAUUUAAUGUAAUGGCUUAUUUUAAUAUAAAAUGAACUGGAAAGAUUAUAAUGUAGUAAAAAAAUAAAGAAUAAAAUGUUUAAAAAAUC
Molecule: messenger RNA, 13193 nt
Organism: Astyanax mexicanus (Mexican tetra)
Lineage: Eukaryota; Metazoa; Chordata; Actinopteri; Characiformes; Acestrorhamphidae
Gene: htt
Product: huntingtin
Exons: 67
Coding region: 351-9947 (3198 amino acids)
Cellular component (GO): nucleus; cytoplasm
Source: RefSeq, a predicted model, not a curated record